GCCCGGCACGUCACGAUUGAACCCGCCAUUCUUACAUAUCCAUGCUCCAUACUUUCUGGUUACCUACCAGCCAUCUACACGCCAUUAAACAUCGCGAGCUUUAAUACAACGCCUGCUACUAGACACCAUAUCGCGCCAGCUGCUCAUUUCAAGUCUUGACUACUACUAGUCUUGAAUUCUAAAGCAAAGCAACGCGCCUACAACGAAAAAAACAAAACAUGCCGCCCGCACGAACAAGAAAGCGCAAGUCGGAAGACUCAGUCGCUGACGAAAACAACACGCCCGGAGCUGAAGCAGGAGAAAGGAUACCGACAAAGACAGGGAGCCCCGUGAGGACGCCGACCGGCCAAGGUCCCGCGAAGAGGAGGAAACUCGGAAUCACGAUGGCUCAAAAGCAGGCCCUCAUCGAUAACCUACAGCUCGAGAUCACCGAACGAGCAAGGAAGCUUCGCGCUCAGUAUAAUCUUCAAGCACAAGGUCUGCGGACGCGCGUCGAAAUACGCGUCAACCGCAUCCCGAUGGCGCUGCGCAAGGCAAAGAUGGGUGACCUGGUAGCGAAAUACACGGGUGGAGGCAGCUCAACAACACAGCACGCGUCAAGCCGACAUGCGGCGGCUGCUUCUCAGCGUCCGCCGCCAGUCCCAGAAAAGGAUGUUCCACCUAAGCGACCCAUGUCGCAAGCAUCUACAACAGCUGGGAACGUGUCGAGGGGUCCAGGCAGGCCACCAAAGCGGCUCAGCAACGAAAUGGCCGGCUUCAACAAGGAAAACGUCGAUGCCAACAGCCCGAAAAAGCGCGUCCGGGCCUCACCAGCCCCCGACGUUUCUCACAACCCAUCCCAAGUGCUCUCUCCCACAUCGUCAAACACUCGCAUCGUGCCGCGCAAGCGCGUACCGCCAGGAUCAUCCACAACAGAACAACAACCACCCCGCCCGGCGUCGCCAGCAAAAUCUUUUAUAGCCCGUCCAGCAUCCCCCAUGAAGAAGCCGUCCCACAACAACCUCCUGAGCAACAUGGUCGAGAAGGCCCGGUCGACGCGGGCAGCCGCGACGCGGAAGACGACAACCUCAUCCACUGCCAGCUCGGCCGCCGGUGGCGGGACGACUAGGACUAGAAAGGCUGCUGCCGCUACUACGGCCACAGCAGCGUCACGUGCCGCCGCGCCAUCCAGGACUGGGAGAAGAGUUAGUGGCAUCAGCGAGUCCAGCGAUGGGAGCACUGCGACCGUGGUUAGGAAGAGGCCUGCCACCACCGCGUCGCAGGCGUCGACUAGAACGGCCGCUCCUGCGCCAGCCAAGCGGACUGUCAUGGGAACCAUCAGGAAAGGCGUUGCUGGUGCGACGACACGCAAGGCUCCCGCCACCAAGGCCCCGCCGGCACCAACCACUACUACCGGCCGUGUGUUGCGAAAGCGCACAUGAAGUCUGUUUUUAUAUGCGCCUGAAGCGCUACGAACACAAACAUGGAAACACCAAACAACGAUGUGUUGGAAUGUUGCAAAAACGGGUUACGAUCGUGGUUUUAUUUCUUGUGGGGAGCACUGAUGCUCGUGUUUUCUUUUUGUUCUUGAUUUUCUUCCGAGAAGCUGGUUAGAUCAGUCUUGGGAACAUGAAAUGGCGUUUAUGGACAGUGAUCAAACCACUACAUUACAGCGGGGUUUUCACCCUCUAUCUCCACAAUCUUCACCGUCUGACAUUUGUGUCUGUUAGUAUACGUUUGCGGGUUUUUUGUUCAGUGUUUCGGAGUUCGGUGUAUGGGUAUCAUCGUCAACAGGAUUGGCCAGAUUGGCUGACAGUUGAACAAAAGUGGUUGUUUGAGCAGGUAGCCCUGCGUGCGCCGCAGUGUACAUGACUUUUCCCAAGACACCCUGAUGGCCUACGUAAGUCCAUAUUGACCUGUGUUCUUGAUCCCUGGUGUCCUGGUCUGCCCUUAAGGCGACCGAUCGACGUAUAUAAACUUUCCCCUAGUGGCCACGCCAACCUAGGGGAUAUUCCAUGGCAAAAUGCCGUUUACGUGAACGUA
Pyricularia oryzae 70-15 is the source of this 2022-nucleotide messenger RNA. RefSeq lists its product as uncharacterized. The transcript has 3 exons. The record is from RefSeq and is a predicted model, not a curated record. Lineage: Eukaryota; Fungi; Ascomycota; Sordariomycetes; Magnaporthales; Pyriculariaceae. Bases 219 to 1421 code for a protein of 400 amino acids.